CCUGGUUUCAUUCUUGAGAGGAUCUUAGCCUGAAUACAUUACUCUGUGUUUUUCUCCGACCUCCAGGAUGGACCUGUCUGUGGUCAGGUGGUCGAGCAUAGAGUACAACCUUCAAGACUAUGUUGCCACAUUCUAUGACUCAUUUCCAAACAUCAUUAAAGUAACAGAGGGAUUUCUGGGGAAGCAGGAGAUAGAUAGUGUGAGCUCCAGUACGGUAAGUACCCAUGCAGGUUGCACUUCUCAACUUUGCUUCAACUUCUGAGACAUCGACAUUUCUAUUCUAUAAAAUUAAAGUGGUAUCUCCGAUACUAUUAGUCAUAUUUGUGAUACUGACUAUACUGACUGAGUUUUAUUUUUGCCUUUCCACCUGUAUGGUUUAGAUAAAACUGCGUGUUAAACAUUAGCAGUAAAAAGGGACUCAAAAUGUAACUUUUUAGUCUAAAAUUGUGUUUUAUUUUUAGUUCGACUUUUUUUAUACCAUAUUUUGAUAUUAUUAUGAUAUUUUAUAUUGUAUACUAUAUAUGGUUAUUAUUAUGAUAUAGUUUUGUAUUUUCAUGUUGUAAUGGCUAUCUCAUGUUGAACCUUUCAUAAAAGAAAUAUAAUUUAGGACAAUGGAUAGAAGAGAAUUGUUGUGCAAUAAAAAGUUUUAAACAUUGCAGACUUUGGCACCUAUUAUUAUGUGCUAACAAAAUUCCCGAAUAACAAUGAGAUAUGUUUCUGAUUUGCUUUCUGAAAAUAAUCAUUUUUUACUUAUACACAAACAUAAAUAUUGAGGUGUUGUCCCCACAAUCACUUAAAGGGUCACUCCAGACCCCUAACGCAUGUUAGCUUGCUGAAAUGCUUUAUGUGUGAAGAAUGUGUACUCUUUAAUUCAUUUUGCAAAAAGUGCAGAUUUCAAUAGAAAUUGACACUUUAUCAAUUAACUGGUAACACCCUCUUGACCUUCAAGCAGACAACAUCGUCUGUUACUUCCUGGUUUGGUUAGUUCAGUGGAGCUAAACUCAAGAGGCAGCAAUAGCUCAGAGCACUUGUCUUGCAAAGACUUCUCAUUGAGCUGCAAUGGAAAGUCUGUGAUUGGACAGCCACAGAAAGUCAGGGGGUUUAGGAGGGUAGGGAUUGCAAAGUUUGAACUGCAACUUUUGCAUGCUGUUUUUAGAUAUAGCUCAAUGAAAAAAUGCAUCAUUAAAUGCAUGCAAGUUUUUAUUUAGGGUAUAUCUACUAAACAGUGAUUUUUAUCCAUUUUGCAUUUGGGCAGCAGAUUGUCCUUUUUAAUAGCUAUUUAUUAUUUGUGAAAGCACAUGCUAAACUGUUUGUGAGGAAAGGUGGACAAUUAAAUACCAGUUUAACAGGACUAUAAAAUGGAAAAAUUACAUUUUCCAGUUUAUUCUCCUCCGGGAUGGCCGUAACUUCAAACCAGUGUUGGUAACUGAUAGCGAAAUUUUCAGACUUUUGGCUGUAUCGAUUAGCAGUUAUAAAAGCAUUCACAUCAAAAUUCACAAAUCUUUAUUCCGCCAGUACCACAGCCAAAGUUAGAGAAUAUAAAAAUCAUAUAACUGGGCCUAUUUGGUCUUGUCCCUGACGGCACGGAAACACGUCGGACCUUUCUUUUAUUUAUUUGUUUAUUUAUAAAUUACUGUUAUUUUGAGCAACAUGUGACACUGGGGAAUUUUACAGGGAUAAGUGUGAGUGAUUUAGUUUGUCUUUGUCAAUACUGGAUCCAUGUGUGGGCAAUGACAAAUGAAUUAAAGACGACUUCAGAUUCCAUUAGUAUAUUGUGACUAAUUUUGUCCCAAUACAGUAAAUCAGUGAUUUUUUUUUUGUCCUAAUUAUAUACAUUUGUAGCCAUCCAGCAAUAUGCAAGUAUGUGUAAAGGCGUACUACCCGCUAUACAUUAAUUUGGGGCAGCUAGUUAUUAAGUGGACCACAACUUCGCAAAUGAAUACGAUCUUUUAGUAUGCACUGCUCAGAAUUAUUCUUACGUACUACUGGGGGUAGCUUGUAACACUCGGUUUUAGCUAAUACAACAGGGUUGGGCAGCAAGCCUCCCAAAUAAAUGAUUUGAUGUGGCGGAUGCAUUGAACGUCCGUUGAAAGUUUUAACUCUGCAUCCCGUGAGCUUAUCCAAAGAGGACCUUUUUUUAGAAUUUCUUUGCUACAUCUAAUGUCACUAUUAAUUUUAUAUACAUUGAUUUAGGAUCUGUGUUAGUAUUUAAUCUUAUAAUUGCAAAGGUGUCUCUACAUGUAUUCCGUUUCUUUGUAACCUCUCUUAAUACAUGUUCUUGCAACAUUAUCUUGAGAUAAGAUGUAUCCAUUAUAUGACUGUUUCAUGAUUUAGCACUUAUCUAUUGACACAUCCUCAGUUGCCCUCUCUCCAGCCAGCCAUGUAUGUAUGGGUUUUACUAGCUAUAGAACUUCAUAUCCAUAAUUUCCCUAUACAUUCUAGCUAGCUUUCGACAGUUUUUUCCCUCUAACAAUGUCCAUUGGUUAGUUUUCACAUUAUUCAGUGUGUGUGUGUGUUGCUUUCACUCUAUGAUUUAAUUACAUUUUUUUUUGUUUUCUGUUUUUUUUAAAAGGAUGUCUUUAUAAAGUUUACAGUUUAUAUAUAUAUAUAUAUUUUUUUUCUUUUUGGUAGGCAGUUCUGUUAUUGGGGACACUUUCAGUAGAUAGUUUUUGAGUGUAAAUCAUUUAUGAGGAUUAUCCCCUUUGUAGGUUUUUACCUGGAUGGUCAGCUUGGAUUCCCUCAUUUAGAUAACCCUCCCCUAUUUCAUUUAUGUCUUUAAAAUAAGCCUGGUGAAGCACAAUCCUACUGAUAUUUCUUGAAUAACAGGCAGUUGCAAAACUAAUAUCCUCACAUGGACUCCUAUGCGCUAGGAUUAUUCCUUUGGCUUCCUACUUCUUGGAUAAAUCAGAAAGUCCAUUGUGAGAACAACAAUGAGCAUUAAAACCCUCAGCUUUUUAGCACUAUACACAUGCUUAAGUGCCAGGUUGUCAGGCUGCCAUUUUGUAUUGUUAGUUUGUCUGAUAGUUGCACCAACAGAUAUCAUAAACACACAACAUGAAGCACGCCAAUGGGAUGCUUCCUGUCUCAGCCACACAUUCUAGUCUUGCAAACAUUCCACCUGAAUUGGUAAAUCAAAGCACAACUGGGUGACUUGUAAAGUUCCCCAGGUUAUUCUAUAAAAUGGACGGCACAUUAUUCAACCUUGCAGUAAGGCUUUUCUUUACCUUUGUAUAUGUCUAGGUGAUUGCAGCCUAGCACAUCUGUGAUAUGUGCCCCUGAAGGCACAAUUCUAUUGGAUUAAGUCUAGUUUUUGGUUAAGCAAGAUUCCCCUCUUUUGACACUGAGUUUUAUAGAAACAUAGAAUGUGACGGCAGAUAAGGACCAUUCGGCCCAUCUAGUCUGCCCAACUUUCUAAAUACUUUCAUUAGUCCCUGGCCUUAUCUUAUAGUUAGGAUAGCCUUAUGCCUAUCCCACGCAUGCUUAAACUCCUUUACUGUGUUAACCUCUACCACUUCAGCUGGAAGGCUAUUCCAUGCAUCCACUACCCUCUCAGUAAAGUAAUACUUCCUGAUAUUAUUUUUAAACCUUUGUCCCUCUUAAUUUAAGACUACCUCUUGUUGUAGUAGAUUUUCCUCUUUAAAUAUAGUUUCCUCUGUAAACUGUGAACACAAACAACAGUAGUGUGCAGCGCUAAUCAAUAAUACCACCAAGUACAAUAUAAUGCAUGCACUAUAAUAGUGUAAACCCAAUAAGAGAACACACACAAAUACCCCAGAAUAUACAGGAUCAGAUGGUAUAACAUUCAAUAGUACAUCCCAUUUCUGAAAGUCUGUAUUGGGUGAUGGUGUUUCUUGCUGGUUUCAAGGAUAUUCCUCUGUAUGAAGCUUGUUCCUCGAAGUAAAUAGUGUAGAACAGGCAUACAAAUUGAAUUUCAAGUAUAACCAUUUAUUAGUAAAAAAUAUAAAAAUCUUACAUCAAAGUAAUGAUGAUGCCGUUCACAGGUAAGUACCAUACACACAGCACAACGCGUUUCGACGAACUCACUCGUCUUCCUCAGGUGCAACAUUAAAUCACAAGCUUCAAAUACAUUUAAAUCUAAAAAAUAGCGCGGGAAACGGGUACCUCCAACCCGCCCCCUUUGCCCAACAACCAAUCGACCGUGCAGGUUUUCAUUCUUCUUUUGGUCCCAUCCGGUUACUGUAGUCGCGGUUGUUUCACUUCCGGUUUUCCGCACUAAGCGUUUCACUUCCGGGUUUUAUGCGUUCCACGAAAAACCAAUCCGAUUCUCUAUGCGUUCCAAAGGGAUUCACUAUGCGUUCCAAAGAUCGUUCCUUUGGUCUCUGGAUAUAUGGACUCUGGAAAUCCCAACUUAAAGUCCAUAAUGGCCAUAAUAAAUGUCCAUACAUUAAAUAAAGGGGAAAGAAGGGAAUAUAUAAAAUAAUUAUAAAAAACACCAUAUAAAAUACAGACUAAAAGUAAAUAUAAAACUAUCAGGUACCUAUAGUGUAAAUAGUUCCUUAAAAUUAAAUAUAAUUGUACAUAUCAAAAUCGAUAUUUAACCCUUGAGGAGAGAGGGUUUCCAAGUCGAAGAUCCAUCUCAUUUCUGUUUUGUUAAGGAUCCUCACAUGGUCACCCCCUCUCCAGGGUUUUAAAACCUUCUGAAUUCCCAUAAAAUGCAGUACUUUUAUGUCUCCAUUAUGUUUUUGGUGUAUAUGAGCAGACACAGAAUGGGUUAAUACCCCAUUCUGUAUAUUUCUCAAAUGUUCGCUAAUCCUGGUUUUCAAUGGUCGUAUAGUUCGACCCACGUAUUGCAAGCCACAUAUACACGUUAAUAAAUAAAUAAUAUUGUUAGAACUACAAGUUAUGAACUCUUUAACAUUAUAUUCCUUAUUCGUUAUAUUAGACUGAAAUUUUUCUGUUUUUCUAGUUAAAAUUCUACUAGUUUUACACGCUCUACAGUUUCCACAGUUAUAGAAACCUCUUAGGGUGUUUCCAUGUACAUCUUUAUUUAACCCUAUUUCCUUCGGAAUAUAGCUACGGGUCAAAAUAUUUUUAAAAUUAUUGGCACCCCUAUAUAUUACCCGUGGUUUAUCUCCUAUAAAGGAGUACAAAUCUUCAUUUUGUUUUAAAAUGUGCCAAUGCUUUUUUAAAAUUUUAUGAAAAGAAUGGCUUUGAGAGUUAAAAUCACAAGUAAAAGAAACCCUUUCUUCCCUAAUAUCCUUAUCUCUCUUUGGAGGUACCCGUUUCCCGCGCUCUUUUUUAUAUUUAAAUGUAUUUGAAGCUUGUGAUUUAAUGUUGCACCUGAGGAAGACGAGUGAGUUCGUCGAAACGCGUUGUGCUGUGUGUAUGGUACUUACCUGUGAAGGCAUCAUCAUUACUUUGAUGUAAGAUUUUUAUAUUUUUUACUAAUAAAUGGUUAUACUUGAAAUUCAAUUUGUAUGCCUGUUCUACACUAUUUACUUCGAGGAACAAGCUUCAUACAGAGGAAUAUCCUUGAAACCAGCAAGAAACACCAUAACCCAAUACAGACUUUCAGAAAUGGGAUGUACUAUUGAAUGUUAUACCAUCUGAUCCUGUAUAUUCUGGGGUAUUUGUGUGUGUUCUCUUAUUGGGUUUACACUAUUAUAGUGCAUGCAUUAUAUUGUACUUGGUGGUAUUAUUGAUUAGCGCUGCACACUACUGUUGUUUGUGUUCACUUUGUGUUGUGGGAUUUAGUGAUUUUUCCCAUUAAGUGUGUUUCAGCUGCUCCUUGUAGCGCCACGGAUUAGACUAUCUUUUCCCUUUGUACCUCUGUAAACUGUGUUGAUUCCCUUUAUGUAUUUAAAUGUUUCUAUCAUAUCCCCCCUGUCUCGUCUUUCCUCCAAGCUAUACAUGUUAAGAUCCUUUAACCUUCCUGGUAAGUUUUAUCCCGCAAUCCAUGAACCAGUUUAGUAGCCCUUCUCUGAACCCUCUCUAAGGUAUCAAUAUCCUUCUGAAGAUACGGUCUCCAGUACUGUGUACAAUACUCCAAGUGAGGUCUCACCAGUGUUCUGUACAAUGGCAUGAGCACUUCCCUCUUUCUCCAUUGAAGACAUAGAUGUUUAGGAUCCUUGUAAAGUUUAAUUUAAUAUUGCCAGCCACCUAACCCAUUCCCGCUGCUCAUACAUCAAGUAAAUCCAUUCAGUCCUGAGGUCUUUUUUUCUCACCUCCUCUGUUACUUUAUUACAAAUUUGUAAUAAAAAAAAUGCUUUGCAAUUUACUGUAGUUAUUUCUCUGUCAUAGCUAAAUAUGGAUAAAGUGAGGAAGAAGUCGACAUACCUUAUUUUAUGUUGGGGAAUUCAUCUGCUUUGGAAAUAAAUGUAAUAUUUGCCCUUUUUGUUUUUUUGUUAUCACUUUAAUAUAUAUAUAAAACAUUUUGGUUCCAAUUACCUGCUACUAAAUGAAUGCGGCAGCGAGGCUCAUUUUACUGUCCGCCCGCACCUCUCAUGCCUCCCCGCUCUGUCAGUUCCUGCAUUGGCUUCCAGUUAGAUAUAGAGCUCAAUUUAAAAUUCUGGUGCUUGCUUACAAGUCUCUACAUAAUGCUGCUCCAACUGUCCUGUCGAAGCCCCUGCACUCUGCCGAAGACCUCCGUAUAUCCUCUGUCCGUACUCCCACAUCUGAUGCUCGCCUCCAAGACUUCUCCAGGGCUGCACCUCUUCUGUGGAACUCCUUUCCCUUCUCCGUUAGACUUUCACCCAGUCUCCACUCCUUCAAAAAAUUAUUGAAAACACACUUCUUCAGGAAAGCAUUUCAUUUAAACUGUUAGCAGGUUUUCAUCGCCUCUCCCCCAUGACUCCUCUCCUGCAACUGUCAAAAAUGACCUACUAAGCCCUCAAUUAAUACUUUUCUAACAACCUACUUCAUACCCCUACUUUUACCCUUUGUGUCACUAUACCCCACUCCCUCUAGAAUGAAAGCUCAUUGAGCAGGGCCCUCCACCUCUCUGUUCCUGUACGUCCAGUCAUCUGGUUACAAUUAAAUGUCUGUUAGUCCACCCAUUGUACAGCGCUAUGGAAUUUGAUGGUGCUAUAUAAAUAACAAAAUAAUAAUAAUAAUACUAAUUCAUUAAUUGCACUUUUCGCUUCCUUUGUUUUUUUUUAACAUUAAUGUAAUAAUAGCUUAUUAACUUUUGCCUUUGGGUGAAAUCAACAGUUUAUUUCUAUUAUUCAUAGAAUGGAUCUGUGUUUGAGAAUGGGUGAGACAAGGAAAAGCAAGACUAUCUAGCUAUUGCAGGUGGCCUGAUGUAGAUAUCUGAUGUUUGUGUCACGGUCCAAGACACAGAAAAUCAAUAUAGUCAUGGGUAGUGACCCAAUCACACAGUCACGUGGCUAGCAUUAGUUAUAUAAAGCCAACUUCAGGAUUCCAUUGAUCUUUGUUCUGCCGGUAUUACCAAAGUCAGAGAUUAUGAACAUCUUAAAACUGGGCCUAACCUAUGAUCAGUUAUAUAAAGCCAAUUUAAGGAAUUUAUUACGGAUCCAUCACAGCACAGAAAUAAAUUCCAUGCAGCUUUUUUUCCUGAAGUCUACAAAAAAGUACUAUAGAAUAAAGCAAUUUGAACCAAAUCAGGAGCUUUCUAGAGGCUCAGUUUGACAGUGUCCUAUAAAUGCUUUGAGUCUGCAAGGGAAGGAGGGUUUUCUGUUUAAAUAGUUUGUUACCAUUAUUAAUCCCCAUAAUAAAAACAGUUUGGCAUUUUGUGGCAUUGUCAUUGAAAAACAGCAUAAAUUAUAUAUAAUAUGCAAUACUACAAUUGCAUCGCAACACAUUUAGAGUUAUUCACUAACGUGUGAAUAAUAGUGAAUUUAAAGUGAAUGUCAAAUUUUAGGACGAAAUAGUCAAAAGAAAAAUUCAGCCAUGCUUUAAGCUCAGCGGAUUUGACCGAACAUUUGAAAUUCACUUUAAAUUUUCUUUGAAUUCCUGACAAUUCAAAGUUUUUCAGUUCCGUGAAAGACCUUAAUUUGUAUGUAAUUAUUUCUGUCACCAAGCUAUAAAAAGGAAUAUAUUGAUUUAUAUACUUAUAUAAAUCAAUAUAUUGAUUUAUAUCAGUUAUAAAUGUGAACAUAUUAAAAUCGCAUCAUCAGUCAAUUUGAAUACUCUGUGAAUGAAAUUACUGCUGUAGGAAGAUACAGUUCCCACCCCGGUUUUAUCAAUGUCACUUGUCAAUUACGCACAAUUCCUGGUUUAAAGAUUAAACCUCACAGGUUAACACAGAGCAUUAUUCAUAACGUCUCUAUCACUUUAAGGAGUGUUUUCUAGAUUGCAUGCAAAAAUUAGUUUCUUUUCUUUACGUCAGUUGAGUAACAGUUGAAGAUUCCUGUCAUGUCUAGUUACAUAUAAACUUAAUAAUGAUAACAGAUUUAUUUAUUUAUAAUAUAUUUUACCAGGAAGGAUGCAUUUCUCUCGUUUUUCAAGUAUGUCCUGGGUCCACGAAACAUUAAUACAAUAGGGUACAAUAAAACACAAAAACAAUAUUAAUACACAAUUUAUACAAAAUGUAACAUAGAACAGGUAGGAAAUAUAUAAUCAACCAUGACACAUGCAUUCUGUUUUGAGAUAUAUAGAUAGGGAUCUCUUAAAGCCAACUGACUCAGCCUGUCCAACAGCUUUCUAUCUAAACUUUUUAUAUUUGUCGACUUCUCAAGACUAGGCGGAAGGUGCCAAAGAUCGUACGAGAAAAUAAUUCUUGUAUAAAUUCUUUGUUUUUUGUACCAGAAAUGCAUAGUUUAGAAUUUCUUAACUUUUUAAAAAUUAUUUUUCAAAUAAUAAAACAAUUUAGAAUACGUGGAGGGCGUUAGAAGCAGAACGUUUCAGCAAAUGGAAUAAAGAGCAGUACAUUACAAGACAAAUUCUAAGACAAACAGUAACAGUUGUGAAUGGAUAAAAACAGAGAGCAGUUUACGUAAUGAUUUUUAAGCAAGAACAAACAAGUAUAUUAUAUACUCUGUGCUUUAUUGCUACAAAAAACAAACAAAGUUUAUUUGGGAUAUGGCAUCAAUGCAAACAGCCUAAUAUUUUGUAGACAUAAAUUGUUGGAACUGUGUGUGUGUGUGUUUGCAAUAUUACCGGAGAGGGAAAAUGGCAAAGGAGAAUAUAUUAUUAUUAUUAUUAUUAUUUUAUUAUUUAUAUAGCGCCAACAAAUUCCGUAGCGCUGUACAAAUUCCGUAGCGCUGUAUAAUGAGGAACAUGAGGGGGCAAGUUCAGGAAAGGGUUAACAGUAAAAAGACCAAAUAUGCAGCAGUGAAUGGACAAAGUCAGCAGGAGAAAAGAAAGAGGGAGAUGUAGAUGGUUUGUAUAGUUAUGUGUAUGAAGCUAUAUACACAUACAUACAUUUAUAUACACACCUGCAUACAUAAACACACAUACAUACUUGUACUUUUACGUGUACAUAUAAGACCAGUGUUUUUUUUUUUUUUUUUAAUGAAUCAAUAAUGAAUAGGCGCACUUGAUUUAACUCCUUCACAAUCCAGCACUUUUUGAUAAAAAAUAUACUAGCAUUUUGUUUAACAUGGCCCAAGCAUAUUUGAGGCAAUGGAUGCAUAACUAGCAUAUAAACAUAUUAUAACACAGCCCAUUUAUGUAUAAAUUGGUUAGCAUGCAAACUUAAAGGGACACUAUAGUCAUCAAAACAACAACUGUAGCUUUAUGAAGCCGUUUUGGUGUAUAGAUCAUGCCCCUUCAGUCUCACUGCUCAAUUCUCUGCUAUUAAGCAGUUAAAUCACUAUGUUUAUGUAGCACGAGCCAAACAGGAUUCCCUCUAUUUGUUUAAGCUGCUAGUUGUAUCAUUUAAUCUAGCCAACAUAUUUUCCAUCUCGUGAUGUUCGAUAUAUAGAAGUGCAAAUCAGCUAAACUGAAUUGAGAGUAAUUCUUAAGUAACUUCCCCAGAGUUUGCCAUUGAGAACUGCGUACACUACUCCAAGUCAGAUCUCACCAGUGUUCUGUACAAUGGCACAAGCACUUCAAAUCCCUUUAACAUAAAAGUACUCCUAUAUCUGACUGUAUAAAAGACUUCUAGAUCACCAGAGUUGAUGAUUAAAUUGCCAAAAUAAUUGCGGCAUCAUUUAUUUUUUUAAAUAUUAACCCCUCAAGGACACAUGGCAUGUGUGACAUGUCAUGAUUCCCGUUUAUUCCAGAAGUUUGGUCCUUAAGGGGUUAAAUCACACCGCAUUAAAUCAAGUUGUGUAUCAGCUCAAUUGUCUGUCAAGGCAAACCUUGCCAUCAGCAAACAAAAUGAUCUGCUAGAGUUCCACUAAACUUUAACCUUAACUUUCCAUUCUUUGGUAGAAGCAAUAGUUGCAUCGAACCUUUACUUAGAAUGGUUAGAAUAAAUAACAAGCACAAUAUAAAUAUAUGGGAGGCUUUCCUUUAACCCCAUAAGCUGCUGGUAGUAUUGUUCUUCCAUCAAUCAAUUAUUAUUAUUUUGUAAAAUAUUUUACAUAGCCUUUUUGACCCCAACCAGUGGACAAACAAGUGGACCGUUUGAGUAAAAUGCAUACAGGGGCUGACUGACCGGUCGGGCACUUCGGACAUGGUCCGAGGGCCCGGCCGGGAGGGGGGCCCGCCGCAAGGGCUGGAUUGGGGGCGGCAUCUGGGGACUUCAGAGGAAGGUGCCACCGGGUGGCCGGUCCGGUGGCACACUGUGAGGGGGCCGGCCACGUUUCAUGCUGGAGCCGCCGGACCGGGUGGCAGCCUGUGCUGGGAAUUGUGGGAACCGCAGGGAGCAUGACAGAGAGACAUGCUCCUCCUCCUUCAGCGUUAGUGAGAGGAAUGCCGCCGGACCAGCGAGGCUGCCACCAGGUCCGGCGGCUCCAGCAUGAAAGCGUGUACGGCCCCCCUCAGACUUAGUAAGAGGGGGCAAUAGAGAAUGGGGAGGGGAGAAAGAGCAGGGGGAACAGAAUAUGGGAGGGAGAAAAGAGGGGAACAGAGAUGGGAGAGGGAGAAAGAGAACAGAAUAUGGGAGAAUUGAGAAAGAGGUUUCUGUAGAAGAUAUGGGGAGAGGGGAGAAAAGAGGGAAACAGAGAUGGGGAGGGAGAAAAGAGGGAAGAAUAGAGACACAGGAGUGAGAAAAGAGGGAAUAGAGAUGGGGAGGGAGACAGAGAGAGGAAGAAUAGAGACACGGGGAGAAAAGAGGAAAUAGAGAUAGGGAGGGAGAAAGAAAAGGCAAGAGGGAAGGAAUAAGAGAGACACAGGGGGAGAAAGAGGGGGAAUAGAGAGUUGGGGAGGGAGGAGAAAGAGAGGGAAGAAUGAGACACAGGGGGAGAAAGAGAUGGGGAGGGGGGAGAAAGAGACAGAGAGAAAAAGAGAUAUGGGGGAGAGAGUGACAGGGAAAGGGGGGAGAAAAACAGUGGAAGAGAGGGAGAAAGAGGCAGAGGGGUAAGAGAGACUGGGAAGGAGGGGGGAGAAAGAAACAUACAGAGGGACGGGGGGAGACAAAAAUGCUCACAGAAGGGCUGUAUAUAUCACUGGUGGAUCCAGGGGGGCAACGGGGCAAUUGCCCCCUCUCCCCUGUCCGCAGGCACCGUGCGGGCAGGGGAGGAAGGAAGAGAGGACCUGGGAGCUCACCCUGCAGCUCCUCUGGGUCCUUCUUGCACGAGCACAGAGCGUUGCCGCGAUUACCAUGGGGGUAAUAACUGCUUGAUCCAAGGAUAAAUCUGACUGCCAUUCUGGGGUCAAGAAGGAAUUUUUUUCCUAGCUUGUUGCAAAAUUGUGCUUCAAACUGUUUUUUUUUGCCUUCUUUUGGAUCAACAGCAAAAAACAAAUGUGAGGAAGGCUGAACUUGAUGGACGCAAGUCUCUUUUCAGCUAUGUAACUAUGUAACUAUGUAACGUUACCGCUCUUGCGAGAGUCAACUCUAGCCCUGGAGCUACGGUCUAGUGUUCACUCUCAACACUGUGACCCCAAGGGAUUCCUGGUGGUCGCAGUGGUGAGAGUGAACUCUAGCCCCAUAAACACACUGCCCCCACACACACCAUACCCAUUCACACACUGCCCCCAUACACACCAUACACAUUUACACACAUUGCCUCACACACACACAUACACUGCCCACCCAUAUACACACAGACCCCCAUACACAGCCCCCAUACUAACAUUGCCACACACAUACACAGCCCACACACCCUACACAUUCACACACUACACCCCCACACACACUGAACCUUUCACACACAUUGCACCACUGCUCCUAUUCCCUACUACAGCCCCAUAUCCCAGCAGAUCCCAGGUAAGUUGUCAAACUGUUCUUAAAUGGUUUGACUACUUACUCUGGAGCAGUAGUGGUUAUUGUGCAUGGAUUAUUUCUUUAAAUAAUCUACAAGUGCCCCAGUAGCCAGCCAGGCUGGCCAGUAGCCAGCCAGUUAGCCAGCCCACAGGCCAGUAGCCAGCCCACAGGCCUACAGCAAGCCACAGGCUUACAGCCAGCAAGCCCACAGCCUGCCAGCCGCAGCCACAGCCUGCCAGCCGCAGUCAGCAAGCCCACAGCCUGCCGGCAGUAGCCAGCAAGCCCACAGCCUGCCAGCCACAGCAAGCAAGCCCACAGACUGCCAGCCAGCAACAGUAAUUAAGGUAAGAGGAGCCAACUUGGCCUAGGUAUCAGCGAGCUAUGUUGUGUUGCUAUAUUGUGAAUAGGAACCAGAGUGUUGGAGAGACCACCCUCCAGGCCCCAUUAGACUCCAUUGUAGUCUCUAAUGGGGCCUGGAGGAGAUUCUUUCUAACACACUCUCUAAAGGACACUGAGAUAGCCUCUGCUAGAAAUCCCCUCCAUGGCCCAUUAGCCCUCAAUUGUAGUCUCUACUGGGGCCUGGAGGCGACUGUUUCCAGCAGGGCAUAUCUAAUGGACGCUGAGAUGGCCUCUGUUAGAAAGACCCCCUUCCAAGCCUAUUAGACUCCAUUGUAGUCUCUAAUGGGGCUUGGAGGGGAUUCUUUCUAACACACUCUCUAAAGGACACUGAGAUAGCCUCCGCUAGAAAGACCCCCCUCCAUGGCCCACUAGCCCUCAAUUGUAGUCUCUGCUGGGGCCUCGAAGGGCUUAUUGCCCUUUUGUUCCUUGUGUCUAAAGAUUGUGUAGGGUGUGGCUGGAGGCGGUGCAUGGAGGCGGGACAAGGGUGGUGCUUGCUGCAGAGUAUGGGUGGGGCCUGUAAGGGGGCCCUUGAUUUAUUUUGCCCUGGGGCCCUGGGGGUUCUCAGUCCGCCCCUGAAUGCAUAAUAAAAAUUACUUUGUAAUCAGAAUGUUUACUAUCAUUCUAGCUAUCAGUGACUAACCCUCUCCUCCACACAACAAGGAUAAAUAUGUUCUUGGAGUCUCAAAAAUAGUAUAGAAUAAUUAUAGUGACUUGGAGUACUUCCAAGUGCAUGGAAAGGCUCCAGCCACCCAUUGAAGAAUCCCCAUUAUUAAUAUAUAUUGUGUCUAUUUCUCAUUAUUCCUACAUCCCAAGUUAUAGAAGGGUAAUGUAUGGCUUUCAUGAUAAGGAAAGGGAGUAGCACAUGUCAUGAUACAGCCGUGAUAAAGAAAGGUGAUGCAGGUCAUGAUAUGUCAUUAUAUGGGAGGGUAACACAUUUUUCUGUGCUCUGUAUAUGCAAUGAUGCAAUACCCAAGUGCCAUUGUCAAAAUACUAAAGGACAAAGGGAAGCUAGGACCCUUGAUAACUGUGUAAAGCAACAAAGACCAGUUCUGGCCAAGGGAACAGUUCCUAGAAUUUCCAAUUGUUCCUGGUGGCAAGGUAAAAAUAUAGUUUGCUUAUAUGAAAAUCGUUUUUAACCCCUUAAGGACACAUGACAUGUGUGACAUGUCAUGAUUCCCUUUUAUUCCUGAAGUUUAGUCCUUAAGGGGUUAAAGCUCUGUGGUUGUUUUGUGGCACUCAGUCCAUCCCAGGUAUAUUCUGUAUAAUUUUUGGUAUAUUAUCUCUAGAUCGUAUCACUAAGGAAUGGACCAUUCCUAUGGAGUCAAGUGAACCCUUUGGCUUUUCUACCUAUUGUUAGAAUCAGCAAUGUUCGCUGUGUGUAGAUCGUGGUUUUUCUACUCUCUUUUUGCCUUAAGGCAGCCUGUAAUUCAAUGAGGUGAACAGGUAUGUGAGAUGUUGGCACGUGGUAUAGAUACAGUAAGGGAAAAAAGAAACUGAUCCCCUGCUGAUUUUGAAAUACUUAUUUCACUCAUUGACAUGUAAAUCAAUCUAUAAUUUUUUUGACAUGCGUUUUUCUGAAUUUCUUUUUUUGUUAUUCUGUCUCUCACUGUUAAAAUACACCUUCCAUUAAAAUUACAGACUGGUAAUUUCUUUGUCAGUGGGCAAAUGUUCAAAAUUUAGCAGGGGAUCAAAUACUUUUUCUCCUCACUGUAGCAUCUGUAAUAAUAAGCAUCUAAUAUGUUGAUCUUUGGAUACAUUUCCUCUUCAGAUUAUGUAACCAUAAUGAUCUGGUAAUGAGUCUACAUUUGAAUGUGCCACUCGUUAACAGGAUGCAAUAUCUUUGCCCUGGUGGUAAACAAGUUGAACAUUCCAUUCCAUAAUAAUAUAUAGGGAUGUUCCUGGGCAAGAAAUUCGGCGCUUUGGCAAUUCCCUAACCAUAAACUCUACCUCUAACCCUACCCCUAAUCCCAUACCCCUACCCCAAUCCCUAAUCCCAACCCUAACCACCACAACCACUUACACAUCUAGGGUUAGGGGUAGGGUUAGAUUUCUGUCAUCAUUCCCAUAAUUUUCCCUCCCUGUCCUGUUUUGCCACUUUUCAGAAAUCCAAAGCACUUCGGCACUUCCGAAAUUCAUCCGAAUUUGAAUUCAGAACUAAACGACUUGCACGUCUAAUAAUAAAAAGUAAUCAAGAAUUACAGAGAAAACCAGAUAUAAACUACAACAAAAUGAAUCAGGAUGCUGGUGGGAAAAGGCUGACUGGAGAUGGACCACAACACAGUGUGACAGAGGAUGAACGAAUGUCAGAGACAUCUUUUAAAAUAUCCAUUGUGCAUCAUUGGCAAUGCUCUUUGGCAUAGACUUUUAAACGAGAAUGUCCUGUUUCACGCUAACAUUUCUUGCGUAUGAAACAAUAGAUACGUGGAAAAUAGUGACUUUUUGAGGUAGUGCUAUCUUUACAAAAGCCUGUCUUUAAACAGAAACAUUCUUUUAUAUUUAAGCUAAACACUUUGUCCUUGGAGGAAGUAGGUUUGAAAAAAAAAUGCUACUGUUCUACAGGAUUUUUUUUUGCUUGUGAAUUAUACAGAAAUAACCAUACGGCUAAGCCUAGAGUUAUAUAGUAAUUGUGUUCUUAUAAAAUGGGUUACUUAAAGAAUGUAUUUGGCUUCAUUCACAACCACCUGUUUUGGUGGCAGGACCUUAGGACCUUCCAGCAAUUGUGCAGAUCACAGAACGAUGCUUGUCUGAUUACUUGUACUGUAGUUGUAACAGCAGUUAUAGUUCAGCAUUCUGCUGAAACAUUGAGGUCGUAACUUGUAAUGCAGUUUGUGAGAAAUUUCAUCCUUGGUUGUUGGCUCGCGUGAAACAUUGCGACUUAUUGCGAAGUCUAGUAAGUCCCAUUUGAACUUUAACUGACAACUAUUAAGGCAGAUAUCAUCAUCCUCCUGGACAGGGGAGUGAAAUAUUUUACCACAUAACUAUGUGGCCAAGUAUACUUUGCUCCUUUUUGCUGAAACUUUGCUUUUGACCGUGCUCGUCUGGGACUCAUGUCCUUUUCAGUGGUGUUUGCAGGAAUCAUGAAGCAUAUAGCAGGUGGUGAAACAGGAUUAAGUGAAACAGGAUGAGGAUCCCCACCAGGAACAUGUCAGAAGGCCCUUGUCUUGUCUGAGACUGUCAAGGAGGCAGAUCAGGGGCAGAGCCAGCACAAGUCAAACACAGCCCUGGCCAAUCAGCAUCUCCUCAUAGAGAUACAUUGAAUCAAAGCAUCUCUAUGAGGAAAGUUCAGUGUCUCCAUGCAGAGGGUGGAGACACUGAAUGGCAGUGCUGUUCACUGUGCAGCACUGCCACAGGAAGCACCUCUAGUGGCCAUCUGAGGAGUGGCCAGUGGAGGUAUCCCUAGGCUGUAAUGUAAACACUGCAUAUAAGACAUUUUCAAACUGUAAUACACUGCAAAGACAGAAAUAAAACAAUGUAGAGGAAUAACUAACUCACCAACAAAAGCAAAAAUACAGGGCAGUAGCAGGGUCGGACUGGCCCACUGGGAUACCGGGAAAUUUCACAGUGGGCCGCAGCACCUGGGGCCGAGCAGACAGCCCAAAUCAUCAUGCUUAUAAUGUAAUGUAAGCAUUUUCCCCUCCGACUGUGCCAGCCUGAGUCAGUCCAAGGGGAGUAAAGAGGAAGGAGCUGGGGGCUGGUGCGGCUGCAAUAAGGCUGCUGGCAGCCGGAGGGAGACCUGUCAGUCUCCCUUCAAAAUUUACAGCAAUUCUGACUGCAUGCCCCACCCCUGCAUUAAGGCUCCACCUCCUGAAGGGAAACUCCGACUCCCGCACGCAAGCUCCGCCCGCACGUUGCUGACCCAGUUGGAAAGAAGAGGCCACAUAAUGGCAGCUUCACCUAUCAGUGCCUGGUAAGCUUCUGCCAUGACAGUGAUUGUGUGUGUGCCUGCUAGUGAGUGAGCUUGUGGAUGUGUGUGUGUGCGUGCUAGUGAGUGAGCUUCUGUGUGUGUGUGUGCGCUAGUGAAUGAGCUUGUGUGUGUGUCUGCUAGUGAGUGAGCUUGUGUGUGUGUGUGCCUGCUUUUGAGUGAGCUUGUGUUUGUGUGUGCCUGCUAGUGAGUGAGCUUGUGGGUGUGUGUGUGGGCCUGCUAGUGAGUGAGCUUGUGGGUGUGUGUGUGUGGGCCUGCUAGUGAGUGAGCUUGUAUGUGUGUGUGUGCCUGCUAGUGAGUGUGCUUGUGUGUGCCUGCUAGUGAGUGCGCUUGUGUGUGUGUGCCAGUGAGUGUGCUUGUGUGUGUGUGCCUGCUAGUGAGUGAACAUGUGUGUGUGUGUGUGUGCCUGCUAGUGAGUGAGCAUGUUUGUGCGCUAGUGAAUGAGCUUGUGUGUGUGUCUGCUAGUGAGUGAGCUUGUGUGUGUGUCUGCUAGACGGUGAGCUUGUGUGUGUGUGUGUGUGUGUGUGUGCCUGCUAGUGAGUGAGCUUGUGUGUGUGUAAAAAUGUCCCCUGCUUCCAAAUAGUAAAGGACGUUUUAAUCGGUGAGAUCGUUCCUACAGUCAGGGAGGGGGACUAAAUGGACUCUACCAUUUCACUUUCAGCAUUACAUUAACCAAAGAUUGCUAAAAAAUGAUAUAACAGUUUUAAUAUCUAUAUUUUAGAAAUAUAUGAUUUAACUUUAUUUACUAUAUGUGGGCAUUCUGCAGACAUUCUUUUUGCAAUAUUCAGUACGCUGCACUACUAGUAAUGUAGUAAUGCUUUCGUGGUUAUUGAAAACACCUACAAGCAUGACAUUAGACCAUUUUUAUUUAUCUAUAUUUGACACACCGACUGUGUGUGAGAAAACAGCUAACUGUCAUUUUAUUCAUUAAAUUGUAUGGCAUUUUAUUUAGCAUAACUGGCUUUUAUUCUUGUUAAUCCAUGUCAAACCUGUUGUCAAGAGGAACUAAACUUCUGUUUGUAACCUAUUUUAUUAUUUUAACAGACCGUAAAAUUGGUUGUGCACUUUUUAAUAUAGAAAAUUUUUAAACAUAGAACAUUGGAGCAAAUGUGGCAAUCUAAGCAAAUAUUCAAACAAACCCUCCCUUGAUCAUACACACUUGCGAAUUCCGUUUGAGGACAUGCCAUCGUUAAUCUAGUCACUUUUCAGCUCUGAGUGUGUUUGUUUAAAUACAGAAAGCGUAUGUGUUCAGUCCAAAUGCCAGAUUUGCUAGUUAGAACACUCGUGCAUUUUUUUUCUUUUUUGUAUGAGAAUGCAAUAUGCUACCCUGUUUGUAUUUGUAAAAAAAAAUUUUUGAACUACAAAACAAACAGUGAAUUAAAAAAAUUAAAAUAUUCUUCUAUCACAUCUCAGGGUUGUAGUAUUACUGGGCAGACUCUGUACUCAUGGUCUGUAGGAGACUAAUAAUUGCAGUGAUCUCUUAAAACUUCCUCAUUUCCUGUGAGUGUAUCUCCUGAUCCUUAUAACCACGUGUGUCUCUCCUUACACCCUUUACACCUGACCUCUCUAUCGCCCUGUGUAACUCUGCUUACUCCCUUACCUCCUUGUUUGUCUCAUCAAACACACAAAUUAAUUUUGUGCUUUGCUGAUAUGUUACCUACUGUGAUUGUAGGGCAAGCAUGUCAAGCUCAAAGUCUGGCAUGGGCCACAUAAACAAGAUUUACGUUUAUGCGGGCUGCAAAAAAAAACCCCAACAACCUUAAAGGAGCACUAUGGGGUCAGGAACACAAAUGUAUUCCUGACCCUAUAGGGUUAAAACCACCACUUAGCCCCGCUGGUCCCCUCAUGCCUCCAUAAAUAUAGUAAAUCUUACUUGUAUUCAAGUCUGAAGCUGCAGACUUUGUCCCUGUUUCCUUUAGAUCUGCCCACUGCCUGCUGACAUCAUCAGAAGUGGUAGCAGGGCCGGUGCAAGGACUUUUUGGUACACAGGCGAAGAUGAUUUUGGAGCCCCCCCCCAAAAGCAUCUUCAUCUGUGUGUCUCUUAAUCUGCCUUUUGUUUCUUAACCCCUUUUUUAACUGUCUUACCCCGUUUAGUGUCUUAUCCCCUAUUUUUCCCAAUUGUGUGUCUUACACCUCCCUUGUGUAUCUCUUACAAACCCCCUUUGUAUUUCUUUCUCCCCCCAGCCUCUUUGUGUGUCUCCUUCUCUCUCAGUCCAUUUGUGUCUUUUACUCUUACCAGCUCCUUUAUGUAUUUCUUUCACCAUCAGCCCGUCUAUCUCCCCCGAGCCCCUCUGUGUCUCUUUUUCCUCUUCUCCAACCCCUCUGUGUCUCUUUCACCCCAGCCUCUUUGUAUUUCCACUCACAGGCCUUUUUGUCUGGCGCUUUCAUUCCCAGCCCCUCUGUGGACUUUCUCACGCCAAGGCCCAUCUGUGUGUCUUUCUCCCCCUCAUGUCCCUCUGUGUCUUUCUCCCCACUCAGGCCCCCCUGUGUGUCACUCUCCCCUCCAUGUCCCUUAGUGUUCCUCUCUCCUUCCUUCCAUGUCCAUUAGUGGUCCAAUCCCCUCCCUGUCCAUUAGUGUCCUCUCCCCUCCCUGUCCCUUAGUGCUCCUCUCCCCUCCAUGUCCCUUAGUGUUUCUCUCCCCUCCAUGUCCCUUAGUGUUCCUCUCCCCUCCCUUCCCUGUCCCUUAGUGUUCCUCUUCCCGCUCCCUUACCUGUCUCUUAGUGCCCCCCAUUCCCCAUAAUUUUCCUCCCACCCCCCAUCUUAGUGUUCCUCUCCCUUCUCUUUUAGUGGUCCACCCACUACCUCAGUGUUCAUUUUCCCUUCCCUCCCCUGUUCCUUAGUGCCUCACUUUAAUGUUCCUGUCUCCCCCCUACUGUUCCUCUACCUUCCCUCUUUUUUAGUGUUCUUCCCCCUCCCCUGUCCCAUAGCGUUCUUUCCCCCCUUCCCUGUCCCAUAGCAUUCAUUCCAGCCAUAGUUUCCCUUCCCCCCACCCAUAGUUUUCCUUCUCCCCUCCCAUAAUUUUCCUUCUCCCCAUAGUGUUCCUCCCCCCCAUAGUUUUCCUUCUCCCCCAUAGUUAUUCUUCCCCCUUCCAUAGUUUUCCUUCUACCCCCACCAUAGUGUUCCUUCUCCCCCUCCCAUAGUUUUCCUUCUAACCCCCACCAUAUUGGGCAGACUAGAUGGGCCGAAUGGUUCUUUUCUGCCGUCACAUUCUAUGUUUCCUUCUCCCCCCUUCCCAUAGUGUUCCUUCUCACCCAUAGUGUUCCUUCUCCCCAUAAUGUUCCUUCACACCCCCACCAUAGUGUUCCUUCCUCCUCCUAUAGUUUUCCUUCUCCCACCAUAGUUUCCCUUCUCCCCACCAUAGUGUUCUCUCCCUCCUAUAGUGUUCCUUCUCCCUCCCAUAGUUCUCCUUCUCCCCCACCAUGGUCUCCUUCUCCCCCCUAACUGUCAUUUUAUUCAUUAAAUUGUAUGGCAUUUUAUUUGGCAUAACUGGCUUUUAUUCUUGUUAAUCCAUGUCAAACCUGUUGUCAAGAGGAACUAAACUUCUGUUUAGUUCUCCCUACCAUGGUUUUCCUCUCCCCUUCCCAUAGUACUCUUCUCCCCCCAGAGUGCUCCCUUCUCCCCAUAGUGUUCUUCUCCCCAUAUGUGUUCCUACUCCCAUGUGUUCCCUAUGGUGUUCCUACUCCUCCCAUUGUGUUCCUUCUCCCCCUCAUGGUGUUCCUACUUCCCCAUGGUGUUCCUACUCCCCUCACCUGGUGUGCUCCUACUUCCCUGGUGUUCCUACUUCCCCAUGGUGUUCCUUUCCCCCCCAUGGUGUUCCUCCCCCCCCAACCCCAUGGUGUUCCUACUCCCCCCCAGUGGCUUGUGCCACCUUAUGGACGCACAGGCCCUAAGUGGUAACCUGAUCCAAUCACAAUGCUUCCCCAUAGGAUUGGCUGAGACUGACAAGGAGGCAGAUCAGGGGCAGAGCCAGCACACCUGGCUAAUCAGCAUCUCCUCAUAGAGAUGAAUUGAAUCAAUGAAUCUUUAUGAGGAAAGUUCAGUGUCUGCAUGCAGAGGGAGGAGACACUGAAUGUUUCGAUGCAUUUUAGGCAGCCAUGACCUAGGAAGGAUCUCUAACAGCCAUCUGAGGAGUGGCCAGUGAAGUUAUCACUAGUCUGUAAUGUAAACACUGCAUUUUCUCUGAAAAGACAGUGUUUACAGCAAAAAGCUUAAGGCAAUGAUCCCUAUACUAAAUCCCUGUCCCCCAUAUACUGAAUCCCAGUCCCCCCAUAUACUAAAUUCCAGUCCCCACCCCCAUAUACUAAUCCCAGUCCUCCCCCUCUACUAAAUCCCAGCACACCCCCUCUAGUCAACAAGCAGAAUCCACUCACAUUGCUGCUGCCAGUAUGCGACUCCUCUGGUAUACUCCAAAUGGCACCGUUUGCACCCUGUGCCAAAUCUGAUCCUCCCACUACUUCUUGAAACCCUGUGAAGGUGGAGCACGUUGAUGUCACGUUGGAAUGUGACGUGGCGUUGUGUGCCUCCUUGCACCUCCAGGUACUCCACUGUACAGUCGCAGCCAAUGCAACACUGACCAACACACACUCACUGACAGGCACACAUAGACACUGACAGACACACAGACACACAAACUCAGUGACACACACACUUACACAUACACUACAGAUGGUGCGCGCGAGGGAGCAGUGAGAAGCAGGAACACUGAGCUCCCUCGCUGGCCCUCCUCCCCAGCCGGGUAAGUUUUAGCAGAGUAGGCACCUGCAAUGUGGGGGAAAGCAGGUGCCUACUCUGCUAUAACACCAGCAUGUACUCGCGGCUCGCCGUGCCGCAAAGAUUUCCGUUGCCGCGAGUUUGACAUGCUUGUUGUAGGGCAACCAAGGUAGAGCCUGUGCAUGUUUCUAGGCCUGGCCUGUCAGUCUCUUGUGUGAGAUUAAACAAAAUAUAGGGCUUGAUUUAAUAUUUUUGGAUGAGCUUUUUCAAAUUAUUUAAUAUUUUUAGAUACAUUUUUAAUAAUGUUUUUUCCAAAAUAUCAAUAUAUAUAUAAAAAAAUUAAAUAUCAAAAUAUUAUUAUAUUUUUCAAAUAUUGGUAUAUGUAAUAUACCAUGGCUAUAUAUAAAAUAUUUUUGAUAUUUUAAUAUUUUGAAAAAUAUAUAUAUAGAGUUUAUCCCAUAAAUUAUUCGAAAAGCUUAUUAAAAAAAUAUUAAAUCUAGGCCUAGUUGGAGGUUGAAGUUGCACUGGCAAACUUGCAGAGUGACAGUGCGAGGAAGGGAUGCUGUGUACACCAAUCCCCUCUUUAUGUGCUACUGCUCCUGUAAGAAUUUCUUGUAAACUUUUUAUUUUUUAUUUUUACAGGUCAUCAGGGUCCAUUCUGUGUCUAGCCAAAAGAGAAUCAUUGCUGAAACCAAAUGUGGACAGAUUUUAUCCUUGCCAUACAAGUUGCAAAGCUUGAAAUUCUUAUUACCUCCAGUGACUAAUCCAAUUCAAGGUAAAUUCCAUUUUCCACAUGUCACAUGUUAAACCCCCCGUAAGUUCAUUUGUCAUGGAUCUCUAGGUCCCUGGAGUUCACUGCUGGAGUAUGAGCUCAGCUACGGGAGACCAGCAAGUCCUACCCAGGUGAAUUAACUUUGUUCUUCAAGCAGCUCAAAGCUGCAUCAGCAAUCCAUAGGUCAGACUGCUGAAGAUCAAAUGGCAAAUACGUAGCAAGAGGGCUUUUUAUUAAAUAGCAAAUUUGUAGCAACUAAUUCUGCAGUUUAAAGCAAUCAGACCACAUUUUUCACCAGGUUAAAGAAACUUAACGUUAAAAUUAUAUGGUUUUGUUGCAAUCUAAAUCAAGCCACAUAAGCCCUGAAUUGGAACUGAAGGACAAUUACAAGUCUCAACUUCUAGCCCUGGCUCGUUUUAUUUUGCUAUUUCCUUACUGGACAGUUGUGUAUCACAAGUAACUAUCCCCUAUAAUCACUGAGAGACCUCCUAUCACUGAGAGACGUCAUUAAAUCCUUCUGCACCUUAAACAUUAGGGUGCAAUCAAAGAAGCCACCGUUGAAGGUGAAAACUUAUAUUUGGGUCUCUAGAUUAUUAUUAUUAUUAUUAUUAUUAUUAUUAUGUUACUGUUUAUAUAGCUGUAUCUUCCUUGUUUUAUACUAGCCAUUAACUACUGAAACUGUAUCAUACUGAGCUGUAAUAUAGCUAAGAUAAAUGUGUCACACAGAAUUCCGAAGUAUAAUAUUAUCCACACCAAUCACAGCUCUGUGUAAGGCAGUGCAUUUCAGUAACUGGCAUAUAACCUAGCCAGCUAAUCAAAAAAGGUUUAAAUUUGAGGCACUUUCCCUUUAAGAAAAAAAUAUAAAUAUAUAUAUAUUUAUUAUUAUAUUAAAUUUUUUUUUAAGAUUUAUCUUUAAUAAAUCCUGCUUCUAGUCUUCAGUUCUCUAAUGAACACUGAAAAUGUUAGUUUUAAAACUGAAGUGCACUUUUUCUUACAUCAAGGGUUACUUAACUUGUAUUUUGCCAUGCAAUCAUUUUUCUUACUGAAAAUCAACAUCCUUGCAAACUAUCGAGGUUAAAAUACAUUAACUAUAUGUGCGUAUCCUUUGUCGAAAACGUAGGUAGUCAAUCAUCUGAACAUUACUUUAAAAUAUAAACUAUUUCAAAAUAUUUAUUUAUUUUUAUAAACAAUAUGUUGUUUUUUUUCCAAUCAGUAAGAUAACUGUAAGUAUAAAGGCGCAUACCUCUGAGGCCACUGGGUUUCUGUUAAGUUGACCUCUUAAAUUUUAUGCUUUGAAAAGUAAAUAAAAAUUGCCUACUAAAAUUGCGUCAUAUUUCUUAUAGAUUAACUUUGUUCUAUUAUCUCAAAUGCAUUAACUAACUGCUCAAGCAGAUUUAUUCUUACGUUUUUAAAAUUGGGCUAAUAUGACAGUGUGACUCAAACGUUUUUUUGUAGUGAUUUGUGUUUUGUGCAUGGCAUUUUGAUGGCAUUAUCCAUAAUGAUCCAUAAUUCUUAUAUAAUGUUAUACCAUCCCCACUUGGUAGGUUGGAUUGGAAGGUAGAGGACAUACAUACUGUCAGAUUGACACAGUGGUAAUUGGAGUGGGUUGGGGGUUAGAAACUUUAGGACACUCUAGCCAUGGAGAGCAUUGGAGAUGGGGGUUUAACCUUAUUGGAACUGGAUUGGAUUUAUUUAUUUUUUAACAGGGAAAUUUUUUUUCCCCUUUCAAUACCAGUGUAGAAAGCACUGCCCAACAUUACUCUGUGCUGUGCCUGGGUAGCUUGGCUCGAGUCACAUGUAUACAUUAGAUGCAGACUGUAUGCAAAAUAAAAUGUUUACACUCCCAAACUGCAAAGCCAACUCAUAAAUAGCUAAUGGAGUCGUAGUUUCUAUGAAUUUUUAUGGAACAGUUUUGCUAACGUUAACCCCUCCCCCCUGCCCUUCUUUUUUAUUGUGGCAGAGACACAUAGUUAAAAUCUUUUUAGCAUAAAUGUGUUUAGCUACAUAGAUGGAAAAAAUUGUGUUGGACACUAUGAAAUUAACUCCUUUGCAUCUGGGAUGAGGUCAAAACUUUUUCUUCUUUUUAAAUCAAACCUAAUUCAGUACGUGUUCACCCUAAUCGCUUUGGUUUUUUUAAUGCAGGUUUUAAGGUCCGAAUUCCCAUGACGUUGGAAGAAAUAUUAGCCAAGUACAGCCUACCUAUCACUGUUUACUCUGCCAAGCUCCUUUCUUAUAAGGAGAAGGGUGAUAUCAAAGCUGGGAAUGGAAUGGUUUCUGAACUUACAUUACAAGACGCUUACGAUGAAUCAUUUCUGCUUGGACAUCCCAUUGAUAAGGGUAAAUGAAACCAAAAAUCAUGUCUUAUAUGUUUAUAAAUAAUUUAAUAAUAAGGGCCAUUGAUUCAUACAUUUGUUUAACUCCUAAUGCUGAACGGGUAUCAUCAGGAAGUGAAAAUAUUAAUAUUACACAACUGUAGAAUAGUAAAAAAAUAAAAAUGUAUGUUGGCCAGUCAUCUUCUAAUUAUUGUUCUGAAAAUAUUUUUUAUAACACCAGGCUACGGUACUAAAAUAAAAGAUUUAGAGUAAAAUAUGUAUUAAUUUAUGGUAAUUAUAAAUUAUACAUUUUAUUUUAAACAUUCUAAGAAUAUUGUUAUAAGAAUCUUACCAAUGGAAAAUAUUAUUCAAUCAAAACUUUAAUUACAAAGUAGAUACCAAAAUACCAGGUAGCUAAACCAAGGCUAAAAGACAAAGGACUACUUUAUUUAAAAAGAGCAAUGCAGAACGGAUGGUCUAUAUCAAACCGUAUAUAUAUGCACAGACCAUAGAUAUGGCUGAAACUGGCAUGGAUUAACUGAGUGUAAAAAACUCAGGGUUACAGAGUUUAGGCGUUAGGUGUUGAUGGAGUUAGAGUGAUAGAAGGGAAGGAGAUGGGAUGGGGGAGAAAGUGGUCAUGAUGGUGAGAGAAAACAGGUUUAGGGAACAUAUGCCCCUAACUGAAAAAACAAUACAGUUAAAAUGUUAAAUUCAAAAAAGAAAAAACACGAAGAAAGAAACAAAGUGUGUUAUGUGUACAAAAUAAUACAUUUGAGAAGAUAAUUAUGCUAUUGUUAGGAUAGUGGUUAAGUGCAGCCAGUAUGUAUACCAUCUAAAAACAGUGUAAGGAAAUUAUUUUAGAUGGUUUAAUUAGAUGGAAAGUCUAAGACACUGAUGGUUGAUGGGGUUUGAAGAUAUUUAAGAAUUCUUUUAUAAAGUAUUUUAUUGCUAUUUUAUGUAUUUUCUGCUAGUUAUGUCACAUUGGCUAUUUCUAUAGAAGUUAAGAUACAAAUACCGAAUUUUAGUAGAAUUAAAGCAGAAUUUUUUAUGUGUUUUAAAAUGCCGAUUAAUUGUUUUAUUUUAUUUAUAAAGGAAAGAUAUUUGUAGAAGAGCCCAUUAUGGUUCCUAUGUACAUGACGGAGCUCAAACUGGUGGUUGCAAUGGGACUUAUGGAUGAAAACAAUAUAAAGUGGAAAGAGAUGUGUGAAAAGUUAACUUUUGAAGUACAAAGUAAAGGGCAUUCGUCAGAAGCCACAUUUCAGGGUAAGUCUCGGAUUGUAAUGUUAAAAAGCAGGGCUCCAUAGUUCUACACUAGUAGUCAGGAUUAAAAGUUACUCACUGAUGGAAGUGUGGAGGACAUAUUAACCAGGAGUGAACUUCUACUUGCCACUGGUGAGCAGCAAUAAUUAGAAUUUUCUUUCCCUGCACAAAAGGAUUAAAAACAAAUCAAAACACAGCAACAUAACAGGACAACCUAGACUGAAUUGUUGUGGUAAGGGUGGGUGAGAUCCUGGGAUCGAGGUGUCUUAAAUUUAUCAAGUGAGUGAGAACAACUAUUUUACCAAGCAAUCAGGGAAGGUCCACAGGAUCUUUAAGGCAGGCUCUCCCUAAACUAACCCCAAAGCCCACCAAACCCAAAGCUACCCAAAUUACAGGUAAGUACCUAGCCAAAAUCUACAGCGAUUUCUAAGUGCUCCUAGCAUCUUUUUAAACCAUUGCUCUACAGAGUAUAAUACAUUCGGUGUGUUUUCCUAACUGUCAAUGUUGGAUGAUUGUCCACUACUGGAUCACCGCUUUGUCUGGACUGCAGGAAAAGGGUCAUUUGUAUAUCUUAGGUGUAAUGAGUAUACAUAGCUUUGAAUGUGCUGGCUUCCUGUUGUGGCUGCUUCGGCUUAGAAUAGAGAGAUUUUAGCUUUAUUGAAACAAACUGUGGCAUGUUCAGUCUGUUGUGACACUCGUGUUGUAAUGUGUGUUGUAUAGACAAAGGCUUGCAAUAGAAUAAUUGACAUCGGCCUCAGUUUGACAAGUUUUCUAAACGAUUCAGUAAUGUUAGAAAAAUGUCUAUUGCUUUAUCUACAAGAAUUCCCAUAGACGUUAAUGGUGACUAAUGUAGAUAAAUCGCUUAGAAACUUUUCUAACUAUAUUAAAUAAUUUAGAAAGCUUCUUAAAGGCACACUAUAGUCACCUGAACAACUUCAGCUUAAUGAGGUUGUUCAGGUGAGAACUAUGCUCCCUGCAGCCUUUCUCAUGUCAACACUGUAUUUUCUGAGAAAAUACAGUGUUUACAUUGAAAGCUAGGAACACCUCCAGUUGCAGUCACUCAGAGUGAACCAGAGGGACUUCUGAGUUGAUUGAGGCAUACAACUCCUCAAUCCACUCAGAUCUGCUGUCAGCAGAGCACAGGGCAGCACUGGGUCUCCUCACUCUGCAUGCAGACACUGAACUAUCCUCAUAGAGAUUCAUUGAUUCAAUUCAUCUCUACGAGGAGAUGCUGAUGGGCCAGGGCUGUAUGUGAAUCAUGCUGGCUCUGCCCCUGAUCUGCCUCUUUGUCAGUCUCAGCCAAUCCUAUGGGGAAGCACUGUGAUUGGAUCGGGCCACCACUUCUUAUGAUGUCAGCAGACUGCUUUUUUUUUUUUUAGGCAAACAGGAUGCAGAUUUACAGCUUCUGGCUUGAAUACAGUAAGAUUUUGCUAUAUUUAUGAAGGCAUGAGAGGCCCAUGGGCGCUAGAUGGUGGUGUUAACACUAUAGGAUCAGGAAUACAUGUAGCUGCACUGGUGACUAUAGUGUCCCUUUAAAUUGAGGCCAUAAUUAGCAAUACAAAGUAUAUAUAAAAACAAAGGCUUUGAUUAAGUGACACUAUAGGCACCCAGCCCACUUUAGCUCAUUGAAGUGGCCUGGGUGCACGGUUUCAGGUCCCUUAAUUCUGCAGUGGUAAUUACUGCAAUUGUUAACAAACUGCAAUAAUUACCUUAAAGGGUUAACUCCACCUCUAGUGGCUGUCUACCAAACAGCCGCUAAAGGGACUUCUGGGUCACCUAACAGACGCUAGACAUUCUCACGCUUUGCAUGAGGACAUCCUGCAUUAAUCAAAACCCCAUAGGAAAACAUUAUACAAUGCUUUUCUAUGGGGGAAGUCCUAAGGCGAGUGCGGCCAUUGUAGCGAAGGUGAAGCCUGAACCAGCACCGAGGGACAUCGGAGCUGGAAUCUGAGUUUUUAACCCCUUCUGCACCAAGGGGAAGGAGAGGGAGCAACAGAGGGGGGAACUAUAGGGAGCUAUAGUGCCAGGAAAACAACUAUAGUUUCCCUUUAGUUAAAUCUUUUCAUAACUAAAUAUUAUGUUUGUUUAUUUUUGUUAACAUAAUUCUAUCUGGUACAACUGUUUGUAAAUUUGUUUGUUUGUGUAUUCUUCCAAGUCUGUGACUGGGUGUCCCACAUGGAAAUGUCCCCAAUAAAUGUAGCACAUGCUCAUCUUUGGAGUAGCCUCAGGGCAUUGAGCGUAUGUCAGAGUGCUUCAGAAAUACCCUGAGUGGGUUCAGCCGGACAGGCUGUUAGUUAUCCAUGUACAUCAGGAUGACAAAACCACUUUGUUUGUUGGGUUUCCCAUUUUACAGCCUAGUCCUCCCUCCCCCUUCUUGCCCACCCACCAGCCUGUCUAAUUUCCAUAUCAUCAUUAUUGGGAGUUAUGUUAGUUUGUACUGCUCUUUAACAGUAUACAAAUAUGUGGCAUCAUUAGUGUAGCAGAUCCCCAGGUAACCCGACCAGUUAGUUCCCUUCCUUCAGCCGAUCAGGAACUCUUACAUGGUUAUGGGACUUAGCUCUGUGCGCUCCCAGAAAGGGAUGGCACUCAGUCCUGGAAGCUCUUAGUCCUUAGAAGGACUUUCCCUGGCUGCAUCCCCUGCAAGUUAGAACUGCAGACACAGGGGUUAAAUCUUCCUCCCCUCCGGUAACUAGACAAGACACAGUUCAGGUCCAGAAAAGUCUACCAUAGUUCCAACCCCCCCCCCCCCACACACACACACACACACACAUUUUUAACAUUACAAAAGGGCUUAAUUGAUUGUAUGAAAGGACACACCUUACAACCUGACUCCAACAGAGCUAUUCGGUAAGGUGUGAGAAGUCACAACUUAAUGCCCUGGAAGCCUGGUUUGCCUCUUAGAUAGGAAGUCCUUUGACAUAUUAAUGCUAAUCAGCUUUUAGGAACAAACAACCCCUUGUGUUUCAAUAUCAUAUCCAGCACAAUCUUCCAAUCCAGCCCAAAUAUGAUUUGCCUUUUAGAUAGGGAGAUCCCCGAGAUGAGGAUCUGAAACAAUGCAGGCAAGCGAGUGGGCAUAAGUGGGUAUGGUACUCAGUGACGGCGGUCCGUCACAAUUAGAGAGAGAGAAGAUAGACGAUCUGUGUGUCUUUCAGGGCUUGACUGAUAGUUGCAAGAGAUGUAUUGACAUAAGGCGGAAGUUUUACUUUCCAGCCUAACUAUCUCUAGCUAGCAUAUUGAUCUUAAACUUAAGGAUACUAACAAAUAUAUUGAGGUUUUAAAACUUGUGCACUUAUAGAUUCACCCCAGUAGAGUGCGCUGCUGGUUUAUAUAAUUCAGUCCAAUAGGAAUUGAUUAUUCAAAUCCAGACUAGAAACUGGAAAUUGGAUUUGAAUAGAAAUUCUGAUGAAGAUGUCAGUGGGUUGAUUUAGUAGUUUUAUAAUAACCCCUCUGCUAUCUAUUGUUAAGUCAUUGUCCACCAGAGAUUUCCACUAUUAACCAUGUUCGUCGCUGCCUUUAUGAGAUACAUCAUGUCAUUGUUGACAAUACUGAGCUAAGGGCUAUACACCUCCUCACCUGCCACAAGAAAAACUGGCCAUGGAGAAAAGACUGAUGGGGAUUCUAUAUUACCAGAUAAAACAUAAAAAAAAAGAAAAAAAAAAGAUUAAGAUAAUAAAAUAAUUAAAAAAUAUAUAUAAUAAAAUGACCAGAAUGAUUCCCCUGCUUUCUCCACAUACACAUUGGCAUGCAGGGUUGAAGACUGGGCAAAUGCCACAUAAUCAUUCUGUCGCUUGUUCCCAUUGCUCUAGUGCAUGCUUCCUCAAAUUCCGGCCCUCCAGAUGUUGCUGAACUACAACUCCCAUGAUUAUCAGCCUAUUUCAUUCAUAGAAUCAUGGGAGUUGUAGUUCAGCAACAUCUGGAUGGCUGGAAUUUGAGGAAGCCUGCUCUAGUGCAAUGAACCCUAAAUGUCCAAGUCAUUGGGCCCAUGUAACAAAGAACCAGGUCAGCACAGGUUUCUGCUCUUGAUUGCAAAUCUCUGUCACCUUUUCAUAAAAGAGUAAAAUAAAACUCUCGUCCAAUUAACUCAAUUCUCAAAUAUACCAUGGUUUUAGAUCUACAUAUAUAAGGCAUAUUUAGAUAAACCAUACCACACACACAUAGCAACGCAAAUAUUUUUUCUACAUUCCCCUCUCCCAGAAUUCUAUGCAAAACAUGCAAAUAACUAUUCACAGCGUCACCUGUUAAUUUUUUCCAUAAAUGUAUACUAAUAUAAGGAUUAUUCUAGAGCUUUUUAAUCUUUUGCCGUGUUCUACCCCUCUAUCAACACAUUCUACCAAACCAAUGCGUGCUGACCCAUCUAUAUAUAACCAAAUCAGGAUAGCACUCUCAGGGCUUGUUCAAAAAAACCUUAACUUUAAAGAUCAACAUUUCAGUUUGAUAUGCUCAAACAGAAAUGUCGAUUCUUAAAGUUAAGGUAAUAAAAGUUAAGUUUUUUUGAACAAGUCCUGAGAGUGCUAUCAUGAUAUGUUCUUUUUGUAUUUUGGCUUGACAAGCACCAGGCAAGCAAUUGGAUUGGAAGGAGUGCAAGAUUAUUUUUGUUUAUAUAUAUAUUAUAUUAUUUAUUUAUAAAAUAUUUUACAAGGAAAGAUACAUUUAGAUUUCUCUCGCUUCAAGUAUGUCCUGGGUCCACAAAUCAUUGCAAUGUUACAUUAGGGUACAAUAAAAUACAAAAACAAUAUUAAUACACAAUAAAUACAAAAUUUUACAUAGAACAGGUAGGAAAUAUAUAAUCAACCAUGACACGUGCAUUCUGUUUUGAGGUAUGUAAAGAGGGAUCUUAAAGGACUUUAGGGAAGAUUUUAAAUUGUGCGGGAGGUCGUUCCACAAUUGCGGUGCUCUGUAGGAGAAGGAGGAUCGGGCUGCUUUCUUUUUGUAUUGAGGUAGACUAAGUAAAGUGCUUGUACUGGAUCGGAGGUUAUAGAAAGUGGGAACAGCCGGGGAAAGCAUUCUGCUCAGGUAGGGUGGGAGCUUCCCAGAAAAGCUCUUAAACACAAAGCUGGAAAGAUGAAGGGUGCGUCUGGAUUCCAGCGAUAGCCAGUUUAGUUCUUUUAGCAUGUCACAAUGAUGGGUCCUGUAAUUACAUUGUAGCACAAAUCGGCAGAACGAGUUCUACAAUGUAUUGAGUUUAUUAAGGUGAGUUUGCAGUGCAGGUGCAUAUACUACAUCCCCAUAAUCAAUGAUUGGCAUUGUAUUAUAUAUAUAGUUAAUCAAUGCAACUCUAUGUUUAACAUGCAGUCUAAUAAAGUCAAUUUCUCUCUUUCUGUCUCCCCAGAAAUAUUCAUGCUGGACAAGAAAAACCUUUCCCCCCAAGAGCCAAAAUACAACAGCAUUGAGCCAAUAUACAUUGACAUUAGCGAGGUGCGAAAUGAUUCAACGGUGUAUCUUCCAAACAUAGGAAAACUGGCUGUGGAGAAAAAGCAUGGUACAUUAAAUGCAGUCAAGAAACCAGUAAACCAAUUACCGGAAGCUUUAAAGUCAGAGACUCCAUCAGCUAGCGGUUUCACAACACUUUCCAGUAUCCCAGCAGAUCUUCAUCAUCUGACUGUUAGCCAGGUUUGUGAGUGUCUGGUGUUACUCAACAUGAGCCAGUAUGUGAAGGCUUUUGAAGGAGCCCAGGUAGAUGGCCAACUCCUGUACGAUUUGGAUCACGAGAUGAUGAAGGGCUGCUUGGGAAUGAAUGGACUGAACAUGGCAAAGCUCGUAAAAUUUCGGAAUGGAUGGAGGCCCAAUCUGCAGAACUGAUUGACCACAGUCCACUCUGCAAUGAAGAUACCAAAAGUCAAACUCGACACUUUGACUGCAGCGCCCCAUGAAACUAUGUUUGUGGAUAGAGCUAACGGCAUAGUCAGUAGAAGAGCCUGGUCCAAACAUGGACUGAUAAGGAGUACUGUUGAUUCUUCCAUCUGGGUCAGUCUGAAGAGACUACAUGGAAAUAUUCUCUAUUUUUCUUUCUUUAUGAUAUUCUCAUGCGUGCGCAGUCUUUUUUCCAUUUUGUUUAUGAGUUUUUUUUGUUUUGUUUUUUCAAAGAUGAAUAUAUUAACCAAGACACAUUAUUUGAUCCAUGUGUGCUGAACGUGUGCUGCUCGAUUUUUCCCAACAAUGUCCUAGUUUAGGGAACGAUGUACAACUAACUCAAGUAACGAAAUAUAUAUAUAUAUAUAUAUAUUUUUACUCUUUUCUUUCUACACUUGUGAGCUAAUUCAUUUUAAUUCAUUAGUUCAUUUAUUAGUUAAAAACUUGCACUUUCCUGUUGGUUUCCCUAACCUCAGCUCUCAGUGAAACAUUGACUUCCAGGUUGGAUGGAACUAACAGUGGAAACGGAGAAGGGUAAAUUCUGUAUUAUCAAUAUGGCUGAAUGGUGGUAAGCUUUGGGUGCUGGAGAGAGCGACAAAAAUUGUAGGACAUUGCCCAUGUAAAACCCUAUAGGAAAGCAUAAUACCAUGCUUUCCUAUGGGGGAAAUACGAAUGCGCAUUAGGUCUCCCCGCCGGCUGAUGUUGACGAGGGAGGAACGAAGGCGGAGCCAGCACUGAGGGACAUCUGCGCUGGACUCAGGUAAAUGACAGAAGCGUUCUUAAACCCCUUCUGCACCACAGGGGAAGGGUGGGGGCGCAACAGGGGUGGGGGAGGAGCACUAGAGGCACUAUAGUUUCCCUUUAAGGAAGCUUAUUCUCAACUACAACUGCAUUCACACCACCUAGAACGUCACGACUGGCCACCUCUUUGCAAGAUUAAUGGAAAAGCCAAUAUAGAAACAUAUAGAAAAAUAAUUACGUAAGGACUAUCUAUAAAGAAUAUCUGAUUGUUAAACUAUUAAUUAUAAUACUCAAGGUGCUGUCACAACUUGUGUUUUCAACAGUAGCACAUUUUCUUGUCAUAAUAACAUUUUUAAAACUACUACUACUGCUACCACUGCCAAGAGUGAACUACUCGUAUUUUUUCCUUUGGGGGGGGGAGGGAGGUGGUGAGGGGGGUUGGGAAUAUGGUUAUCUUGCAAGUUUCCAUUAUAAAUGGUAGGCUUACACCCUACAGUAUUGCCGUACUAUCAUUUCCCAUCUCGGUCUAAAACUACAGCACAGACUGACUCAUUGAUAAUCAAUGCUGGCUGUUUGGUUAACCCUUUGAGAGCAUUUGAGCAUGUGUAGAAUUUGAGUUGUUUGUAAAAAAUGCCCACUCUGAACGCACCUCAGACAUGCAUCAUCUGAUCCUAGUGGUAGUUUCUGAAACGCCCUAUUUAAUCUCCAGCAGGGCAUGUGAGUAGGGACUUCCUGUAUAUAGUAGUUCAAAAGUCUAAUAAAGAGUACUUAAAGAGACGCCUAGAGGUAAAGAAUGGGCAAUUUUUACAUAAUUACAUAAUUUUUACAUAAAGAGAUACUUAAUUAGCUAUGUGUUUUGCCACCCUUUGAGUGCCAGACUUGCACCACAACAUGACUUUGCAAUAUGCUGGUCCAAUCUCUGAUACUCAAAGGGUUAAACAAAAGAAAUAAUGUUUUGGGUUUUUUUUUUUUUACAGCUAUUUUGAUAUUUCAUAUGAGUCUAAUGAAAUCAGGAGCACAGGUUUUCAUAGAAAGGGGGUGGAGUCAAAUUCCAUUGGUGGUGCCUGGUGCCCCACCAACUUGAAGCUUCACCAGCCGCCACUGGUAUUAAAAUAAUCAUAGUUCAAAUUUGAUUUAAUUGAAAUCCACAAUUUAAACAGAAUAAUUUUGCAGUAAAGUCAUUAUAGCAUCUAGCUAUCGAAAGAUCACCUUUUCUGAGCUACCGGUGAACAAUGAACAAUUUAGUACGUGAUUUGGGUCAAUUCAUUCAUUUUCCUGAAUACCUAAUGAGUAUUUCUAUAUAUUUCUGAUCUGAGAGUUAUCAGAUCCACGAGGGUUUUUACUUGUUUUUAUGUCAGUAUAUUAAAAUACGUUGGCUUUAAUUUCAGAUGACUUGUGAUCUUUGAAUCCCAUUGCUCCAAUCCCUAUUUCUAUAUUUAUUGCAUUUGUUUGAAAUUAAUAUUUUCAGAGCUCGCUGCUCAUGCGCAUCAGUUCCCCCCAAUCGGAUGAUGUCAGAGGAGGUGGACUGGGAAAGUGAAUAAUGCUUUUUUAACACUUUACAAUACUAUCGAUCCCGGGGGGGGGCGAGGGGGAUCUCUGGGGCAGAGGAACGUUAGUGUUAGGAAUACAUCAUUAUGUGUUCCUAACACUAAAGUGUUCGUUUAAAAGGCUGUUCUUUAGCAUUUUAUACAAGUGUGAAGAUGGUAUAGAUAUAGACACUGUGCAUUUAGAAUGAUUUGUCUGAUUAGGAAACUGUCAAUUUAAGUCACUAGCUAGUUAUUCACUAAAGUGUGAAUUGUCAGGAAUUCAAAGUAAAAUAUAGUAAAUCAUAAGAAAUUUUAAAAAACAUAGCUGUCUUUGAGAUUUUUUUUUCCAAUCAAUCUAUUAUCGAUUGAAAUUAACUUUUAAUUCAUCUUCCUUUCUCGAUAAUUUCACAACUCUGUAA
Molecule: messenger RNA, 34143 nt
Organism: Pelobates cultripes (western spadefoot toad)
Lineage: Eukaryota; Metazoa; Chordata; Amphibia; Anura; Pelobatidae
Source: the annotation of a GenBank genome assembly